UUUUCCUGCGCUCGUCGUUCCUCGAGGCCGUUCUGAGUCGCUGUGACUGUGGUCAAAAUACUGUUUCCUUCCGUGAACCGCUCUUGGUGGGGCCGUGUCCUUUUCCCCACUGCUUUUAUUAGGUUUUUCCGUGUUUUCGCGGAGUCGUCUGAGCUCGGCACUCGCUGCUUUCCAAAAUCUCGUUUCAACGUAUCGCGGCGCCGUCACCGCGCGCAAUCCACUGUGAUGCAUGAUUCUGUUUCUAAAAACUGCGCCUUUUAGCCGGCUCGUUUUUGCAUACGUUUGGACCAUAAAACCUCGUAUUGUUGAAGAAGAAUGCAAUUUGUGUCUGUGCUGAUCACCGUAUGAAAAUCGGCGUGUCUCGCCCCCUGCCGUGUGCGCGUCCGCUUUUUGCGACCCCGGUACACCCGUUUUUUGUGGUCAGCGAGGAACGCACUUUUGCUGUUAUUGUUCACUUUUCAGCGUAACACUGACCCCUUUCAUCGUGGCAGGAAACGAACUCUCAGCAAGAAUUUUCGAGCACUACUGCGUCGCAGCAGCCUAGUGGGGUGGACACGCAUGUGCAGGACGGACAGAAACUGCAAGCUUGUUCCGCAGGCUAAAACUCGCGGAAUCCAUCAAUUAAAAGGCAUUAAGUUGCUUCUAGGAUCGGCGAAUCUUCGUCACUGCUUCUUAUCUACACAAUGGUUCGGGGAGCAUACAGCCGAGGUGGCACCAGCCGCUACAACAGCAACACUGCGAGCCGCGGGACCGGUGUACGCAGCUGGGCGCGAGCCCGCGUUUACGGAAUGAAGAACAACUCUCGCCUUCCUGCGGGACGAGGCAGGGGUGGACCUUCUAGCAAUCUCGCUAUUAGCCGAGGAAGAUACACCAACUACCGCGGCGCCAGCUCCUACGGACGUGGUCGUGGUGGAUACACAAACAACCGCGGCUCUUCUAUGGCUGCUUACCGCAACAACAUGCCUCGCAACGGCGUUCAGAGCUACCGCGAAAGAUUGAGUCAGAGAGGCGGUCGAGGCGCCCGAGGCGGCGCCUUCGCCUCGCGGAGAGGAGGCCUCAGAGGCGGACGCGGCGGGGCGCGCGGCGGCUUCCGCGGCGGACGCGGGGGACGAGGAACUCGAGGCGGUCGCGGCGGACGAGGAGGUGCGCCGGUGAACAAAGAGUCUCUGGACGCCGAGCUCGACAAGUACAUGGGCGAUGACAACAUCAAGAAGCGCCUGGAUAACGACUUGGAAAACUAUUUUAGCCGCAGCGGCGGUGUCGGGGGUGCGCCGGCCCCUGGAUCUGGAGCCGCUGGUCCGGCCGGUGAUGACGCUUCGCGCGUUGCAGCAGGAGUCGUUGCCAACGGAACUGCGGCCGAUGCCGGCGUCGCUUCUACUGGAGUUGCCCCGAGAGGAGGCAUGGAUGUUUCUAUGGACAACAGUCUUUAGGCGGUGAGGGAUGACGGACACACGCCCAACAAGCAGAAUCAUGUUGUGCGCGGGGUCGUGCUUGCUAAGAGGCCCCAGUUCCAAGCGUAACUACAUAGGAGGCCAAGAGUCUCGGCUGAAACGAAUCGCAGAUAAUAUUGGUGUUUUCGGUCAGUAUGGUUGUCUUCUAAGAUUGCAUUUUGGCGCUCGAUGUUCUGGAUGCGACGGCAUGCAGAGAUGAAUCGUGCAAGCCUUGACGCGUGUGUGAGUUUGAAGAGACAUGCAUGCUGAUGUGUGUAGAAACUUGUUUAGCAGGGAAGUUGAACUUCAGAGAGGAGAAAGAUGCCGCUAUGAGAUGUCUGUCCUUGAGAAGGAUUUUGCUGCAUUGAGUUUUACGGGGUUCACACCACGAGACUGACGUCAAUUACGAGAGAAUACGAUGUUUGUAUUAAAAUAUGUGUUGGAUGGUGGAGGCAUUGACGGUCUAUGGAUGACGCCCGUGGUGAACUACGAUAUGUGGCGGCGCCGUAGGCGAGGCAUGCUGAUACAGGGACGGUCGCCAAGAGCUACGGAGGACCAGAAUCGACACAAACCUGUCUUGACGACGAGAAGGGAAUCGAGUACUGGAGCAGAAGAGACGGUGGAACGGUCAACGUAGAGGCUUGCGGUUCUGGUCUAAAGACGAAUUUCGUCGCUAAGGCGAAUUUUUGCGUGCUUCUCUCUUCGUUUAACGUUUUUGCAUUUCGAGCAUCCCUCAAACAUGUUCUGCCGCCCGGUGGCGGGUGUGGAAGACAUGCAUCUACUUUAGCGUCUGUAGUGACAUUCUCAGCAUAAACGCCUGUCGAAGCGAGGGAACCUUAAAGUUGAUUGGAUGCUUGUAUGCUAACCUGACACAAUUCUAAUCAAGAAGCUUCCUCUGACGUACAAUGGAGCCUUGCAGAAAUGUGGGCGUCGGAAUUCACACACUUGAGCAGGCUUCCGUCUCUUUUUGCCUGGCAGCAUGUGCAAUUUGCUGACACUGCGCAGCGUAGACGGUCAGGACAGCUUCCAGUGGCUGCGGUGCUCCUUUAGGUUUUUAUCUGUGGUUUACCUACCGUCUUCCCAGGGUGUCAGGGGUGAUCCGACACUAGACAGCAGCUUCCGCGGAAUGCAUUAUCUAUUCGAAUCGACUGCGGAGACGGUGUUGGUGUGUCACUUCCGAGACACGAAACCUAACGGCAUUUUCCUUCACACCACGGGACAUCCGCGCUGGCAAUAGAGGCGUCGGACCGUUGUUCCUUUACUGAUGUGCAGUGAGGUGGCCACCUGAACCGGGCAGAUUGUGUAUAGCCAUAAUAGUAUUAUCUCCAGUGUUGUGGACAAGCCGGACAGGCCGGCGGUGCAUGUUGAAUAUUCGUGCUCGGAUCAAAAACUACCAAGAAGAGAGGUCUGCUCGCUAACGGGGGCAAGUGGUGGAUGAGUAAACGCGGUGGGCGCGUGCUGGGCUCGAGCGUCGGUGAGUUUUUCUUCUCGUGAAUAACGCAGGUCGGCUGUAGAAGCACCGUGGUUGCCACGUGUCGUUCAAUCCACACAAGAACAGGAAUUUUACAUCCAGUCUAGAACAGGAAAUUUGAAGGGGGUGGUGCGAUGGUAGACUUAAUCGAAUGAGCUACAGAGGAGAGAUUGGAACAAACUGAAACGAGGAGAAACCGUACAGCACAAAAUCCUUCACUUUGGAAAGAUGCCAGAUAGUACACACGAAACCCUGCGGGCCACAAGAGUUCACUUAAAUACAAGGAAGUAGGAUGCCGCGUUAGUUCUUGGGAAAACGGUGUCCUAACCACCAAAAUAGAUGUGUGCAAAGAGAAGUUACCAUCUCCUCCGUACAAAUCCGGCAUUAAGGACUUGCAUGAAAACGAAGAACCUGUGCCACUGCAUUGCACGCACAAGGUUUCCGAACUUGCCGAUAGUUUUUCUUCGCCAAAUGCUCACUUGCGGUUCAUGCAUCGCGCGCAGCGCAUCGUGAAACAAGGUCAUGUUGAAUGGUAUCAUGUCACCAGGAAAAGCCCGCUUUUGGGACUGAUUCCUUCGCAGGGUUCCAAGUUGCCCUUUUCAGGAGACGGUUCCCUAGCAAGCCGUAGGUACGAGCCAGUCUUCUUGCUUGCUGAUGGUAUGGCCUCUCUCCAUGGAAAACAAGAUGUUUACCGAGUGUGCUGGGGUUGGAUGAUCAAAAACAGACAUUCGGUGGCGCGCGCAUCUGACGGGCAUACCGUACCGUUUAGCUUCUGCAGUUUCUCGGUCAAAGCGGCAAUUCCUCGC
Molecule: messenger RNA, 3707 nt
Organism: Toxoplasma gondii ME49
Lineage: Eukaryota; Apicomplexa; Conoidasida; Eucoccidiorida; Sarcocystidae
Exons: 5
Coding region: 684-1430 (248 amino acids)
Source: RefSeq, a predicted model, not a curated record